GUUCAUGAAGUAUCGAGAGCUAAGAAUCGAUAGGCCUACAAAAAAAAAUUCUCUUUUUUUUUACCUGAACAAGUUUUAGGUUGAAGAACACACCGAAAUGGCCAUUAUAUAUCUUAACAAUGACCAGAUCAAGGGAUUCGAUAAAUAUAAGUACAGCAGCUUGGAUACGUCACCAUUAGCUACCUAUGUCCUGCAUCCAGUUUGGAAUGCACUUGUCAAGUUAUUCCCUAUGUGGUUGGCUCCAAACCUCAUGACUUUCAUUGGGUUCCUGUUCUUCGUGUGCCAGUUCCUGCUUGUAGCCUAUUAUGACUGGGACUUCUGCGGUAGCAACAGGACCAAGGUUGAGUAUCCAACCAUUCCUGGCUGGGUUUGGUUUGUUGCAGGCAUCUGCCAGCUCGCCGGACAUUCAUUAGAUGGAUUAGAUGGUAAGCAAGCUCGGAGAACUGGCUCAAGCACACCACUGGGGGAGCUCUUUGACCAUGGAAGUGACAGUAUCCUGUGUGGUCUCAUGCCAAUUGCAGCCCUAUCGGUCUAUGGCAAAGGAUGGGAAGAUUAUGGAGGAUCAAGUUGGAUAUUCUUUGUGGCACAGUGGCAUAUUACGGGUGCUUUCUUCUUAUCUCACUGGGAGAAAUACCUGACGGGUGUCUUUUACCUCCCUUGGAGCUCCGACUCUAGUCAAUUGUGUACGGCUAUAGUAUACCUGUUGACUGGAAUAUUUGGUUAUGAAGUCUGGAAAGUUACUCUCCCACUUGGAAUUCAGUUUAACUACCUUUUUCUUGCUAUAUGUUUUGAAGAGAUCACCUUCUUUGGUUUCGCAUUUAUAGUUAUGCUCGCUGGUGUAUUUUUUUUGUCAUUGCCACUAACCCUCUACAAUAUAUACAGGUCAUACCGAGAUGGAACAGGGAAGAAUCGUUGCUUCAGUGAAGCCAUGUGGCCUCUGGUCCCCAUGAUAAUUCUCUUCCUGGCCUCUCUUUUUUGGGGUAUAUACUCGCCAACCAAUAUCUUAGAAUACCAUACCAGGAUAUUUCUACUUACUUUCUCCGCUGUCUUCUCUAAUAUAACCGUCCGAUUGAUCAUCAGUCAGAUGUCUGAUACAUUAGCUUCUACAAACAACUCUUUAUUGAUGUUAUAUGGAGUGGCAGCGUUUGCAGUCUGUGUUCUAGGCCUAGCAGAGUACGAGGUUCGCAUUCUUCAUGGUCUGUUUGUCGUCAUAGAACUCCUGCACUUCCACUACCUAGUUUCGGUGGUUAAUCAACUAUGUGAUCACUUCAAUGUCUAUGCCUUCUCUAUUACCUCACGUCCCAGACAGAAGAACAAUGACAAUUGAGAUGAUACAAGUUCUGUCAUUGGUCAAUACUCAGGUAACAAGGGCUUUGGGCAGACCAAUAGCCAAUCAGAAAUGAGCUUUCUUCACUUGCAACCCUACCUGUUUCCAUACAACUAACUGAUAUUUCAUGUAUCAUAUUGAUCCCAUUACUGGUGAGAGAUAUUUUUUGAAAACUCAUUAUGUUUUAAUACUCAUAAGGUUUAUCAUGAUAUUUGUGCAUACUUAAAUGAUUGAUUUGAAUAAGGUAUUGCUCGGGAUUUGCUUUAAGUAUUCAGUUCCUGGCAUCCAUGCGACUCUCCUUAUCCUAUUGUUUGUUUAUAUGUUUGAUUAUGCCGAAUAAAAUAAUAAAAACGAUAAUAAUUAUAUGGCCAAUUCCACGGUCAGUCGCAUUACACUUUGACAUGUCUUUUCUAUUACUUGGUGGUCUCAGUUUUACAGGGUGAGUCUUUCUGUCAAGUUUCUGAAUUUAUCUUGACAAGCAAGGCUUUAUAAAGACAAUACAGAAAAGUUGCAGGCUGUAAAUUUUGGAUGCAAUGACGUCUCCAAAAUCGGUCAGUUGCAUUACACAAAAAGGACAUGGAAAAAGUGAUCAUUACUUUAAAUAGCUCUUUCAAAUCAAAACUCUUUUACUAAUUUCAAUACCUGCAAAACAUCACUUACCUAUAAUAGAAGUCUCAAAUAAGUCAUUUGAAUUUUGGGAGCAACUUCAAGUUUCUUUUGUGGAUAGAAAAACUCUGGUCAGUCGCAAUCCACUUUGUCCGGCACCACAAAUUUGAAAUUUGUUAACCCUUCCCGCAAUUUAUUUUUGUAAAUUUUCUUUUAAUAUGAUACAAAAUAAUGACCUUCAGAUAAUCCAACUAAAAACUUUACGAAGCAAACAAUAGUUUUCUGUUGAAUUGAAAUGAAGUAAAACAAAUAUAUAUAUAUGUAGUGUUGUGUAGUGAUAAGACAUAUCUCACAUAUUCAAUAAUAUAUCAAUACUUUCACAGGAAGUAUAACAGGAAACUAUAUGUUUACCAAUUCCAAAUUUCUUUAGAAAAUAUUACUCAUUAUUCUUCUAGCUAAUUUUCUGACGCACACACAUUUAAUGGGUUUCUUAUUCACUACAUUCCUCCUUCUUACUAAAAGGUUCACUCCCCCUAAUUCAGAGUAAAAUUAUGAUGAACAGUUGUUAUGGUCAAACUA
Molecule: messenger RNA, 2512 nt
Organism: Lytechinus pictus (painted urchin)
Lineage: Eukaryota; Metazoa; Echinodermata; Echinoidea; Temnopleuroida; Toxopneustidae
Product: ethanolaminephosphotransferase 1-like
Exons: 10
Coding region: 98-1327 (409 amino acids)
Biological process (GO): phosphatidylethanolamine biosynthetic process
Cellular component (GO): Golgi apparatus; endoplasmic reticulum membrane
Molecular function (GO): ethanolaminephosphotransferase activity
Source: RefSeq, a predicted model, not a curated record